Caenorhabditis sp. 36 PRJEB53466 is the source of this 651-nucleotide messenger RNA. The record is from the annotation of a GenBank genome assembly. NCBI's taxonomy places the organism in Eukaryota, Metazoa, Nematoda, Chromadorea, Rhabditida, Rhabditidae.
AUGUUCAAAAAGUUUGACGACAAAGAGGAUGUGACGGGGGCAACGCAGCUGAAAUCCAGCGUGCAGGUAUUGAAUUCCCAAAGGGAACUCGGUGAAUCAUUGUCACAAUUACAGAAAUCGAUUCGGAAGAAGUUGAUCGAGAACUACCCGUAUCUGGAGCCGCACCUCGAGGAAAUUCUACCGAAGAAGGAGAAUUUCAAGGUGAUCAAGUGUAAGGAGCACACCGAAUUGCUCGCCGAUCACACGGGCGUCGUGCGAUUCGUGAAGACUCGCAACACGGAUUACUUCCCGACGCUGCGGACACUUCACAAGUAUCCGUUCAUCCUCCCUCACCAACAGGUCAGCAUUCCCAGAUAAGAUCACGAGCUCGUUCUCCUUCUUCAGGUCGACAAAGGAGCCAUCAAGUUCAUUCUGAACGGCUCGUCGAUCAUGUGCCCGGGACUGACAUCCCCGGGCGCCAAAAUGACUCCGCUCGUGCCGAAGGACACUGUCGUCGCCGUGAUGGCCGAGGGGAAACAGAACGCACUGGCGAUCGGACAGAUGACGAUGUCGAGCGAGGAGAUCGGCACGGUGAACAAGGGCAACGGCAUCGAGAAUCUGCACUAUCUGAACGACGGACUCUGGCAUCUUGCCGAGAAGUCGUUAAAUUGA